GUGCUGAACAGGUACUCUUCCACGCCUCUCAUUCCUCUCCCCACACCUCCUAUUCUUCCAGUAUUACCUCAACAAUUCGUGCCUCCCACUAACGUCAGAGACUGCAUACGUUUGCGUGGUCUUCCCUAUGCUGCUACUAUAGAGGACAUCCUGGAGUUCUUGGGGGAGUUUUCUACAGAUAUUCGGACCCAUGGAGUUCACAUGGUACUAAAUCACCAGGGACGUCCAUCGGGAGAUGCUUUUAUUCAGAUGAAAUCUGCAGAUCGAGCUUUUCUGGCUGCGCAGAAGUGUCAUAAGAAGACUAUGAAAGACAGAUAUGUUGAAGUCUUUCAAUGUUCUGCUGAGGAGAUGAACUUUGUAUUAAUGGGGGGCACUUUAAAUCGAAAUGGCUUGUCCCCACCACCAUGUAAGUUACCAUGCCUUUCACCCCCAUCCUACUCCUUUCCAACGCCUGCUGCAGUUAUGCCAACAGAAGCUGCUCUGUAUCAGCCAUCUAUGCUCCUGAACCCACGAACGCUCCAGCCCUCCACGGCGUACUACCCCGCUGGGGCUCAGCUUUUCAUGAACUAUACAGCGUACUACCCCAGGUAAAGCAGAGGAGAAACCAAGCAGGAACAAAGAAGUCUUUUUGCAGCAAGUACACAAAGCUCACAAAAGAACAUUGUCUGCUGUGCUAAAAGCUUGUGCGGUAUCUUGGUCAGGGAAACAAUUUCAGGAUAUCUAGAGAUUUCCCAGGUUUUAAAGUAUUUUGGGGAGUGA
Molecule: messenger RNA, 759 nt
Organism: Tauraco erythrolophus (red-crested turaco)
Lineage: Eukaryota; Metazoa; Chordata; Aves; Musophagiformes; Musophagidae
Source: RefSeq, a predicted model, not a curated record